Strongylus vulgaris is the source of this 534-nucleotide messenger RNA. The record is from the annotation of a GenBank genome assembly. Lineage: Eukaryota; Metazoa; Nematoda; Chromadorea; Rhabditida; Strongylidae.
AUGAAUUAUUUUCGUGUCAUUUUAUUGCGCUUCCACUUAAACUUCUCGACGCAUGCAAAAUUUUCUUCUAUGUUUAAGGCCCAAGGCAGCCCCAUCAAGCUAGCGAAGGUGGAUGCGACGGUAGAGAAAGAUCUCGCAGAAAAGUAUGGAGUCAAUGGAUUCCCAACACUAAAAGUUAUGCGAAACGGAAGAAGGUUCGAAUACAUUGGGCCACGUGAAGCUUACGGAAUUGUGAAAUUUAUGAAUGAUCAAGCUCUGCCAGCGCUGAAAACACUUGGCAGUGUUGGAGAGGUAGAGAGAUUCAUGGCCAAGGAAGACGUGACAAUCAUUGGCUUCUUUGAAAGUGAAUCGUCUUCAGCCUAUGAGCCAUUUUCUGAUACUGCAGAGAUGCUUCGUGAGGAUUUCAAACACAUGGCCUGGGUCUCAGAUCCUAAAGCUUUCAAAAAAUACGAUGCAAAACCGAACGACAUUAUCAUUUUCUAUCCAACUCUCUUCCAAAGCAAAUUUGAACCAAAGAGCAGAACAUAUAACAGA